UUUGAAAGCAACAAUGUUUUAGUUUAGAGGAUACAUCAAUAAGGAGCUGUUGAAAGCAUAAAAAACCUAAGAUAUAAGAAAAACAAGAAGACAGCGGAUGAAAAAAAUGACAACUUCGAAAAUUAAAUUAGGAAUUGUCGCUUUUAUUCUUUUGAUUUUUUCUCAAAGUAGUUUAUCCAUUAAGGCAAUUGGGACCAUACCUGUGAAGUUAUGCGCUCAGGAUCAUUCGAUUCUUUUCCAGCAUAUGGAAAUAUCUCUUUGCAGUUUAAUCAAUGAUGAAUUAUUGCAUAAUACUACUCAAGAUAAAACGAAUGUGCAGCUUGGAGAAAUAUGUGUUACAGACGAGCAAUGCUACAACUCAGGUGAUUUUCAAAAAUGUUUAAUGAAGCAUUGUUCAUGUAAAGAGGGAUAUAUUGAGUAUAACAUCCAAUGUAUUCGUGUUGGAAAGGUAGUUGGCACCACAGUAGGAGCUGGUAUUUCCGGACUUAUUAUCGGCGUUUUG
This is a messenger RNA of Saccostrea cuccullata (small rock oyster), 502 nucleotides long. RefSeq lists its product as uncharacterized. The transcript has 5 exons. NCBI's taxonomy places the organism in Eukaryota, Metazoa, Mollusca, Bivalvia, Ostreida, Ostreidae. The record is from RefSeq and is a predicted model, not a curated record. The annotation marks the transcript as partial.